AUGACUCAAAUGGACGGCGCUUACGCCGACGAGAAGGCAGUGGUCGAGCACAUCGAUGAGAUUGCCGACCUCGAAUCUUCUAUCGAUGCAACUGCCGAACGCAAGCUUGUGAUGAAACUCGAGUAAGUCGACUGCUUCCUUUCUCGUAGCUGUUCUCUUUUCAGUGGGCAGAAUGCUGCAAAGAUGAGGGCCCCUCCGAGUCCUUUGCGGGCGAGGAUCGCUUGCCGCAGCUCGGGGCCGCUCGAAGCUCCUUCAGCGACAGGCACAAUGAUCUAGCCGCCAUCGAAGCGAGACGCUGAUCACUAUUGCAUCUACCAUAGCCUCUGGAUCUUGCCCCUAGUAACCCUCAUGUUCUUGCUCAACUUCAUCGGUACGUCUCCAGUAGGUCUUUCUGGCUGUAACUCCAUCCGGUUCCUGACCUCCUGCGCUUUUUCGCGGCUCCAAAGAUCGAUCCGCUGUCGGGAACGCGAACGUCGCUGGACUCUCCAAGGACCUCAACCUCGAUGGAUAUGAAUACAAUAUUGCACUCAUGGUAAGGAUUGGCUUGCUUCGACUUCUUGGGUCAUCUUUCCUCGAGCUGACGGGCCCUUUUUUCUUUCGCGCCUGCUUUUCCUUCCCAAAUGUCUGUCGGAUCUGGGAUUGUGACCCCUUGCACCCGUUGCUGCAUUGACCGCACGUAAAGAUUUUCUACGUUGCUUAUGUGGUGGUGGAACCUUUUUCUAACUUGGUAAGCUCGGCAGAAGGGACGAGGGAUAGCGCCGCGCCGCGCGAGGACAGGGGCGCGCUAGAUCUGUGCUGACAGCCCACGCAUUCUUCGCCACUGGUAGGCCCUCAAAAAAGUUGGAGGCAUGUGGCUUUCGGCUUUGGUCGUCAUGUUCGGUGUCAUCACGAUCGGCUCGGCCUUCAUCAAAAACUAUCACGAGUUCUUGACCGUCCGCGUUCUACUCGGGCUGGCCGAAGGUGGAGCUAUUCCCGGCAUCGCCUUUGUCCUGGGUCGCUUCUACCGUCGCCACGAGCUCGUCUUACGUAUCGGUAUCUUCCUUGGUAAGCUAUUUUUGUAUUCCCGAUCAAUCGACUACUCUUGUGACCGAAUGAGCGACUAAUCUUGUCAUCUUCCACUGACCAGCUCUCGGCCCCUCGCUGUCCGGUGCUUUUGGCGGUUUACUCGCUGGUGCUUUGAUCAAGCAGACGAUUGGAUCUGUAAAGGGAUGGCGCUGCAUCUUCCUGGGUAAGUGCCACAUGCUUCAAGUCCUGUCUUCGACUUUGCUGCUGACACCAUUCCCUGGUGAUCUACUGCGCGCGGAACAGUCGAAGGCAUCAUCACCACUGCUGUCGGAGUCUUGAGCUUCUUCCUCAUCCCCACGUCCCCUGAAACUGCCCGCUUCUUGAACGAGGCGGAACGCGCUUUGGCUGUGAAACGCGUUGCGAUCGAACAGUUAGGCGCGCAGAAGGACAAGACCAACUCCAAGUCGCUUAAGCAUGGCCUGAGCAACACGCUCACCUGGCUUUGCUGCCUCGGAUAUGGCUUCAUCAACAUCCAAGUUCAAGGAGCCGCACUCUUCUUGCCUACCGUCAUUCGUACUCUGGGCAAAUUCACGCCCGUCGAAGGUGAGUCUCGAGUUCACCAGGACGGACGUCCCUUGCGGCUCCAGGAUUUCAUGUGAAGCAAUCGCGUUCGGCCUCGAGAAAUGCGUACUGAUUGGAUCCGUUCUUCUCGUGGUAAUCAGUUCAACUUCGCUCUGCUCCCCCUUACGUCCUCGCCACGUUCUGGUCCAUCUUCAUCUCAUGGCUCUGCCAGCGCACUCGCAAGCACGGCAUCUGGAUCGCUCUCACGUGCUGCUUCAGCACGAUCGGAUACAUCCUCUUCUUGACCGUCCAUAACAACAAGGUGCUCUACUUUGCAACCUUCAUCACGUACUCGGGUGCUGUACCCUGUGGUCCUAUCUUCCUGAGUUGGGCCGUAGCCAACGCUUCCCCCGAAACCUCUCGCGCAAUCACUUCGGCCCUGGUCCCAGCGGUCGGAACAUGGGGUGAGUCCCUCACUAGGCUCUGCAUGAAAUCGGACUAGGUGACUAAACUUUAUUUGUGUCAUUGAUCAGGAUCAAUUGUGGCGACAUGGGCCUAUUUGCCCAAGUAUGCACCCCGCUACAAGCCCGGAAACUCGCUCAACGUCGCGGCCGCUGUCAUGCCUGCGUUGAUCGCUCUGGGCAUCACCGCGUACUGCAAGUGGGAGAACAAGCAGCGUGACGAGGGCAAGCGCGAUCACCGGCUCGAAGGACUGACUGAGGCGGAACAGGUCGCCCUUGGCUUCAAGCAUCCCGAGUUCCGCUAUUUGAUUUGA
Microbotryum saponariae is the source of this 2341-nucleotide messenger RNA. NCBI's taxonomy places the organism in Eukaryota, Fungi, Basidiomycota, Microbotryomycetes, Microbotryales, Microbotryaceae. The record is from the annotation of a GenBank genome assembly.